AUGGCGUACAGAGAGGCCGGCGCGGCUGGCGCGGUGCUCGCGGUGCUCCUAGCCUUGCUGCUAGUCUAUCGACUGACGCGCGGCGUCGAGAAAAAGUGCGCGGCGGUGGUCGUCGUGGGCGACGUGGGGCGCAGCCCACGUAUGUGCUACCACGCGACGAGUCUCGUGCAGCACGGCUGGAAAGUUCGUGUUAUCGGCUAUUUUGACACGCGUCUCCCCCCUGCGCUCGAAGGGAAAGUUGAGUGCGUUCCGCUCUAUAAUCCUCCUGCGUUUGUGGCGCGACUGCCCCGUGCGCUCUUUGCACUUGUCGCUCUAAUCAAGGUGCCACUCGUCGCCCUCUCGCUGUUCCACGCGCUCGCUGGCCGGGCGUCAGCGCCCGAGGUGGUUGUGGUACAGACGCCGCCUGCGAUCCCGUCUCUGCUCGUAGCGCGAAUCGCGUGCGUGCUGCGGGGCAGCCGGUUGGUGAUCGAUUGGCACAACCUCGGCUACACGAUUCUCGGGCUGAAGCUCGGCGCGUCGAGCAAGCUCGUGCGCCUCGCAGAGCGCCUCGAACGGUGGUCGGGGCGUCGUGCGGAUGCGCACUUCUUUGUUACUAAGGGAAUGCGCGAUGUACUGGUCAAGAGCUGGGGUCUCCAGGGCACGCCACGCGUCCUGUACGACCGCCCGGGCCAAAACUUUUGCCCCGUGACGCUCCAGGAGCGCGGCAAGCUCCUGACGCGCCUCGCGGACGAUAUCGGUGACGAAGGGCUCAGGAACGGCCAUGCAGUCGUCGUCACCAGCACGUCCUGGACGCCAGACGAGGACAUGGAUAUGCUCCUCGACGCCAUGUCCAAGUACGAAGAAACGGCACAGAAUCCCCGUAUGGCCCUGCCGCCCAUUUCGCUGCUAAUAACCGGCAAGGGGCCGCUCCGCGAUAUGUACAAGGCCAAGUUUGCGACUCGUGCCGAGGCGGAAAAGUGGACCAAGGUGAAUAUGAACACGGCAUGGCUCGCGGCCGAGGACUAUCCCCGCUUGCUUAGCGCUGCGGAUCUCGGCAUCUCGCUGCAUUCGAGCUCGUCGGGUCUCGACCUUCCGAUGAAGGUCGUCGACAUGCUCGGUUCUGGCCUGCUCGUGUGCGCGCUCGACUUUCCGUGCCUCAAGGAGCUCGUCCAACCGCGGGUCAAUGGCGAAGUGUUCCAGGACUCAAACGGCCUGGCACAGGCCAUGGUGCGACUCUUGCAGGGAUUCCCGGACGAACACGAGGCAGGCGAGAUCGCAGGCAACUUCUUGACGGGGCCGACGCCACGGACCUGGAACGAGAACUGGGAUCAGGUCGUGCUGCCACUCCUGCCGUCCUGA
Molecule: messenger RNA, 1338 nt
Organism: Malassezia japonica
Lineage: Eukaryota; Fungi; Basidiomycota; Malasseziomycetes; Malasseziales; Malasseziaceae
Gene: ALG1
Product: chitobiosyldiphosphodolichol beta-mannosyltransferase
Exons: 1
Coding region: 1-1338 (445 amino acids)
Cellular component (GO): endoplasmic reticulum
Molecular function (GO): mannosyltransferase activity
Source: RefSeq, a predicted model, not a curated record